AUGGACUCCGCCUACCAUGGCCGUCCACCGACCCGUCGACGCGCCCUCGGCGAUGCCUCCAGCCGUGCCAACGAGAGCAACAACACGCAGCGCCGGGGAGACAAGUAUAGCAGUGACUACAUUCCGUCCUCAUCACCCAACCAGCUACCCCACAACGAGUCGAUUGUGCCCAAUGGCACCCUCGCGGUAAGCCAAGAGCAGCCAUCCCCUGAAAACAAACGCCUUUCUGCCGUGCUUGCCCACGAAGCACGCCCGCACAAUCCCAAGCGCGACUCAAACAUCUCCAACGCGAGCACCAAUGCCUCAAACACAACCCGUCGCCGCAAGACACACAUCGGCCCAUGGCAGCUCGGCCGGACCAUCGGUCGCGGUGGCUGCUCGCGUGUGCGGCUCGUCAGGCACAGCGGGACGGGGCAGUAUGGCGCUGCGAAAAUCAUCUCAAAGGCUACGGCAGAGAAGGUGCGCGCGCUGAGCUUGGCGAACCUAAUCCAGAGUGCUGAGCAGGAUCCGACACUGUACCCUGACGGCAAGGUGAUUCCGUUUGGCUUGGAGCGUGAGAUUUGCAUAAUGAAGCUGUUGGAUCAUCCGAACAUUGUCCGCCUGUAUGAUAUCUGGGAGAAUCACAAUGAGCUCUACCUAAUCAUGGAGUUCAUCGAAGGCGGCGAGUUGUUCAGCUACAUUCACGAGCAGGGCGGUCUGAUUGAGAUCCACACUGUACAUAUAUUCCGGCAAAUCAUUGCGGCCCUGAUUUACUGCCACCGCAUCAAUAUCCAUCAUCGCGAUCUCAAGCCUGAGAACAUCCUGCUGGAUCGGGAGACUAUGACAGUUAAGCUGGUCGACUUUGGCAUGGCUGCAUUACAACCGACUGGCAAGAAGCUCACUACACCCUGCGGCAGCCCUCAUUACGCGGCACCCGAAGUUAUCAAGACUAUUUCUUAUGAUGGAGCAAAGGCCGAUGUCUGGAGCUGUGGUGUCAUCCUCUAUGUCUUGCUCACAGGAACACCACCCUUCAACUAUUCGGGCGAGGAUCGACACCUCAAGAAUCUAUUUCAGGACAUUGCAGCCGCCAAGUAUGUCAUGCCGGAUGGCCUUUCAAGGGAGGCGCAAGAUCUCAUCAAGCGGAUUCUAGUCGUAGAUCCUAAGCGCCGGAUAGGCCUAGACGAAAUCUGGAAUCACCCAUUCCUGCGCAAAUACCAACACGAACUCAACUUUGUGGGCGAGAACACCAGCCAAGACCAUUGGACAGGACCUCUUCCAGCAAUCGCGGAGUGGACGACGUUAGAGCGAACGACGAUUGACCGGGAGAUACUGCGGUACUUGCGGACCCUGUGGCAUAGUGAGCGGGAGGAGGUUCUCAUCCAGCGUCUCAUGAGUACAGAAGCCAACCAAGAGAAGUACUUUUACUCCGCGCUUCGAAAGUACCAUACCGACCAGCUGGAGAACUAUCAACCUAGCGCUCAUCACCCUGUGGUGCAUUCCAAGAGCGAUCAUCACCAUAAUACGCGCCAUUCUCCCACCCCGCAGGACCUGGAGAAGCUGCCAUCAAAGAAGCACAAGCGCACCCAGUCAGGCUACUCGAUCCUCAAUAACGAGCAUCUGUAUUCAAAGCAUAGCUUCUACGAGUCGCCUGUUUCUGAAGCCAGCUACGAUCCAUUCCGAGCUUCGAGGCAGCCUAUGAUUCCUGAACAAGCCAUCGUCCACCAGAAUGUCACAGUACACCGUGGACCCAGCAGCCCUAGUCGUAGACCACGACCAGCUGCAUCCAUGGGUCAUCGCACCGGGAGUUCAUUACGUAUUCAAGCUUUGCGAAACUCUAAGCGCAGCUCUGCCAUGUCGCGUGGCUCUUCGAACCGAAGCACUCCUUCUCGCCGUUCCAUUUCUAUCAAGCAACGAUCCGUGUCGCGCUCAUCUCUCGCGAGCUCACACUGGCCCAGUAGUCCUCCCGUCGUUGCUCGCUCUGGCGGCCUAGGACGUCGAGGUGUGAGUUUUUCACACCUGCGCGAUCGCCGUUCUUCGGUAGCAACAGCUAGUACCUUUGAGACCGACACCGUAGCCUACGCAGACUACACGUCUUCUCAUCGGCCCCACACUUCCAUAGGAUCGUACGGCUCGUCUCUUCGAUCAAGCACAGCUCGCCAAUCUCCUGCUUUCAGAUCCAAGUCCAGGGGCCCCGCAAGCAUAGAGGCGCCUCGUCUGAAGAUUCGAAAGCCAGAGAGCCCGACCAAGUAUAUUCAGGGUGAGGCUAGAAAGGUCAGCAUGGAACUCGGAAAAGUUAUGGAAGAGGCCUUCAACCGCUCGUCGAUCAGCUCCAGCAUCCGUACCACGGGCACAGGUACCGAGCUCCACCGGGAUAUUUCGCAGUAUGAUACCCCUCCCACUUCUUUCUCCAAUACCAGGGACUCAGGAGGAAGCACAUUGGCUACUCCGAAUACAAAGGCAAUGCUGGCACAGCGACCUCUUCCACCGAUCCCGGCCGAGACGCCCAAUACGUUCUUGCAGCGCAAGUUGGCCGAGACGCGCGCAGAGAUUGCCCGCCGGCUCGAUGAGGAUGGUGAUAACACGGAACAUUUCAAUGAAGUUCUCGAGCACCUCGAUCGUUUGAUAGUACCUGGCGCCCAUGGCAAGCGUACGGUUUCUGCUCCCCCAAAGUCUCCUGAGCACCCUGCGCCGCUGCAUGUGAUUCCCGAGGAAGCCGACUUCAUGAAGUCUGAUGGCGGAGAUGGGUUUGAGACCUACAGUCCCCAUUAUCGUGCUGUCACUGAUCCUAUCAGUCUACAAAGUCGUCGUGCAGUAACCGAGCAGCAGACUAUUCGUCUCGUCAAUGAUUCGCCCACUCGUGUUGCUCCUCUCAACAUCCGCAAGCGAAGUGGUGCGAGCAUUGCAUCCAAGGCUGCGAAAGAAGCGUCUGCUGUGCCUUGGCCUGGGCCAAUCGGGAACACUCCAGUUCGCUCGUAUCAGGACGUGCAGAAUGACCUGCUUGCUGCACGUACGAACGAGGUCGCUCCUACAUUGGAGAAGCAAAACACAGUCAUCAAGAAGAAGAAGUCGCUAUGGUUCCGUCGCAACACGGAAGAGAAGGAUCAAGAGCAGGAGAAAUUCGAGAACCAGGUCAAGAAGAAGCAAUCGACUAUACUCCUCCAAAUCCCAGUGGCGUGGCAAGGCCUCGACGACCGCAUCAAGAACGAUGCGCCACAAAUUGAAAACACUGGCGUCGAUAUUAAUAAGCACACCCAAAAGUACUCAGAAGCCAGCAACGGAAGCGAGUUUCCCAUGCGUAAUAGUAAUAUAGCCGCUGCUAAGAGUGAUGGCGCGCUACGCAAGGGCUUCUUUGGUCUCUUUGGCAAGAAGACGAAGGAGGAGAAGGGCAAGAAACCUAUGGAAUUGGGCGCAGUCAACUUCAGCUCCUCUUCUAUUCUCUCCGCUUUCGACCUUGGUCCUGAACACAACAACACCAAUGACAACACAGUCCGCACCGGCCCUCCAGAGAUGCAAAUGAACUGGCUUAGUCGCUUCCUGCACAUCAAACCUGCUUGCCAUACGCUCUGCUUCCACAUUGGCCGCGGCAAGGUCCGUCAAGAUCUUGUUCGCCUGCUGCGGGAUUGGCAGCGCUUUGGCGUUCGCGAUGUCUCGCUCGACCGCGAGACGAAUGUCAUCAAUGCACGUGUUGACAAGAACAACCACCUCAAGAUCAAACCAGUCUCGUUUGUCAUUGAACUCUUCGUUGUUCUGGAGCAUGGGCGACGCGCCAGUCUUUGCCUGGCGCGCUUCACGCAGACGCGUGGUGCGGCUUCAAGUUUCCGCAAAGUCGUCGAUAUUGUCGAGGACGUCUGCCGGGCUCGGGCCAUGCUGGUUGAAGAUGAGGAGAAGAAGGCGGCUAUGAUGGAGGUCUUGGAUUAG
Cucurbitaria berberidis CBS 394.84 is the source of this 3897-nucleotide messenger RNA. RefSeq names its product serine/threonine-protein kinase-like protein GIN4. Gene Ontology annotation, molecular function: protein serine/threonine kinase activity; ATP binding. NCBI's taxonomy places the organism in Eukaryota, Fungi, Ascomycota, Dothideomycetes, Pleosporales, Cucurbitariaceae. Gene Ontology annotation, cellular component: cytoplasm. Bases 1 to 3897 code for a protein of 1298 amino acids. The record is from RefSeq and is a predicted model, not a curated record. Gene Ontology annotation, biological process: protein phosphorylation; intracellular signal transduction. The transcript has 4 exons.